AGCGUCAGUUGCCAGUUGACCGCAGUACAACGCGGAACCAAGUGCCUAAGCUGAAAUACUCUUUCACGCAUUCCAGGAGUCAUUUCUCCGAAAUCCUGAAUGACAUUUAUUGCGAUAACAGUCAAGUUAUAAGUAAAUGUGAAAAGUGGUGUUGUAAAUUAUGUGCGGAAUCAGCGGUCGAUAGUGAUUUUUUAUCAAAACACGGCAGUACCCAGUGAUGAACAGCCGCUAGCGGACCGAAGACCUCAUCAUGAGUGAGAAGCGAGUGGACCUCGGCGCCGCCAUCGACCGGGCCGGCUCCCCGUUCUUGAGACAGCUGACAGCAGUGACCGGCGUGGUGCUGUACAUGGUGGGCACGGGCGCCAACAUCGCGUUCCCGGCGGUGCUGCUGCUGCAGCUCCGGACCAGCGCCGCUGUCCGGUUGGAGCCGCAUCAUGAGUCCUGGAUAGCAUCCCUCUUGGGCCUGGCGCUCAUGUGUGGCAUCGCGGUGUCCCCCUGGAGCCUGCAGCGGCUCGGGAGGAAGGUCACCAACCAGCUCAGCACGCUGCCCUGCCUGGCCGGCUGGGCGCUCCUCAUGAUGUCGAGGGAACCCUGGGAACUGCUGGCUAGCCGGGCGCUGCAGGGCUUCGGCAUGGGCCUGCAAGCGUCAGCGGCGCCCGUCUCCAUCGCGGAGUACUCCUCGCCAGCUCACCGCGGCGCCUUCCUGGCCACCAUCGCCUUCUCCUUCGCCACCGGCAUGCUCCUGGCUCACGUCUUCGGCACCCUGCUGUACUGGCGCGCCGCCGCCCUGGCCUGUGGCAGUGUCUACGCCCUGUCGUUGAUCCUGGUCACUUUCUCCCCGGAGACCCCGCCGUGGUUGGCUUCGCAAGGACAGUACGACAAGUGCAAGAAGGCCUUCCGCUGGCUCAGAGGCCGGGAUCCUAACAGCGAGAAGGAACUGGAGAUCUUGUUGAGCUCACAGAGGAAUAGACGCGAUGAAGUCCACGCUAAGGUGUCUAGAUGGAGAGCGUUUGUGACGAUUGUGAGGAAACCAGAGUUCUACAAGCCGACGCUGAUCAUGGUGUUUAUGUUCGUGCUUUUCCAGAUGUCAGGGAUGACGGUGGUUCCGUCGUACACGGUGCAGCUGAUGAAUGAGGUCAGCAACCAUACUAUAGACCCCUCUGCCAGCAUGCUGAUGGUAGACGCAGUCAGAUUCGUCACGGCCGUGGUGGCUUGCGUCGUCGUCAACAAGUUUCCUAGAAGAACCGUCCUAUUCUUCGGUUCCCUCGUCAGCGCUAUAUCCUUACUGAUAGCUGCGUUGCUCCUGUAUUUAAGGGAUCUAGGGUAUAUAAACGAGACAUACCAAUGGGUGCCUGUCAUACCGACGUUAGUCUACAUUUUCGGUAAAACCAUCGGUAUUCUACCAAUCCCGUGGGCUGUUGCCGGCGAAGUCUUCCCCUUAGCGUACAGAAGCAUGGGGAGCGGUAUUUCCGGGAUGGUUCUGUCCAUGAUGUUCUUCGUCGUAGUGAAGACAGCCCCAGCCACCUUCUCAGCCAUUGGAGUGAACGGGACGUUCUGUCUCUACGCUGUGAGCAUACUUAUCUGCGUCGGUUUCCUGUACUUCCUCCUUCCUGAGACUAAAGGGAAGACUCUGUACGAGAUAGAAUGUCACUUCAGGGGAGAGAAGCCGGCUGGUGCUGAGAAGGACAAUAUGCUGGAGCUGGAGACCCUGGAGGGCGGUUGAGGAGGGGGGAGGGGCCAACAGGGAGUGAUUUCCAGCCGCAGGAGGCUGGCCACGAUUGUAGGUAGGAGUGAACACGGUCUUGUAGUUAGGCGUUAUAGAAAACUUUGGUUUAUAGGGUCACAUUGAAUUUAAAUUUGUAGUUGCUGCACAAUCGAAUUGUUUGUGGGACUGAAAGACAUUGCGAAAUAAUUGCGUUACUCAAAAUAGACUGGGAUAUCUAAUCAUCCAAUCCAGCUCUAAGCUCGCCAAUAGUAUUGUCUAAGAUGCCACUAGACCAGCAUAUUUCUGUAAAUUGCAAUAGAUCGACUUGACUGGUAAAUGAUGCCAAGUAACCUCAUUCGUGUGAUUGGAAAAUAAAAUAUUCAAG
Molecule: messenger RNA, 2090 nt
Organism: Plutella xylostella (diamondback moth)
Lineage: Eukaryota; Metazoa; Arthropoda; Insecta; Lepidoptera; Plutellidae
Product: facilitated trehalose transporter Tret1
Biological process (GO): transmembrane transport
Cellular component (GO): membrane
Molecular function (GO): transmembrane transporter activity
Source: RefSeq, a predicted model, not a curated record